Molecule: messenger RNA, 2733 nt
Organism: Hevea brasiliensis (rubber tree)
Lineage: Eukaryota; Viridiplantae; Streptophyta; Magnoliopsida; Malpighiales; Euphorbiaceae
Product: ubiquitin carboxyl-terminal hydrolase 25
Exons: 9
Coding region: 349-2259 (636 amino acids)
Biological process (GO): protein deubiquitination
Cellular component (GO): nucleus; cytosol
Molecular function (GO): cysteine-type deubiquitinase activity; cysteine-type endopeptidase activity
Source: RefSeq, a predicted model, not a curated record
AUUAAUAAACAGUAAGGGAAGCCUCAGAGCCAGAAAAUCAGAGAGGAGAGAGGGAGAGGGGAAGGAAGAAGGACAAGGAAGGGAAGAGAGAACCCUCGCAAGUCGCAACAAAUCCGAUUACUCAAAUUUUGGGGCUUUGGUAGGACUGCUUCUGCAGUAUCUAAUCCAACAAAAAAUGCCCAAUUUCACUGUUCCUUUCUCUUAAUCCAUCCUUCGUGAUGCGAUUCGUCGCGGCGGUCGUCGACGAGCAAUGACUUCGCUCAGUUUGUCGUUUUAAAUGAAGAGGGAAGAACGACAUCAUCACCGUCUUCUUCUUCAUCAUCAUCGAAUUAUUGAUGGUGUUGAUGAAUGGGAUUGCAAUUGCAGAUGAAUUGGCAGCCGAGUUUGCUCAGUCAGAAAAGGAAGAACGGCCCGCCUUUAGGGUUGAGAAAUCUCGGCAACUCUUGCUAUCUCAAUAGCGUCCUUCAGUGCCUUACUUACACUCCUCCCCUUGCCAAUUUUUGUCUUCGUUUACAACACUCUUCUCUCUGUGAUUCGGUUUCCAACGGGGAGCGAAAGCGGGAGUGUCCAUUUUGCAUACUGGAGAAACGGAUAGUCCGUUCCCUAAGUCUGGACCUAACUCUUGAUGCCCCAGCUAAGAUCCAGAGCUGUCUCAGGAUUUUUGCUGAGCACUUUCGGUGCGGUCGCCAAGAGGAUGCACAUGAGUUCCUGCGUUAUGUCAUUGAUGCUUGCCACAACACCUGCUUGCGACUCAUGAAGAUGCGCCGCAUGGGGAAUGACUCCAUUAACGGCAGCAAUACCAUCGUUAAGGAGAUAUUUGGGGGUGCUCUGCAGAGCCAGGUGAAGUGCUUGUCAUGUGAUUCUGAGUCCAAUAAGGUUGAUGAGAUUAUGGACAUUAGUCUCGAUGUUUUGCAUGGUAAUUCGCUUAGAGAAGCAAUGCAAAAGUUUUUUCAGCCUGAGAUUUUGGAUGGCAGCAAUAAGUACAGAUGUGAAAAUUGUAAGAAAUUGGUGACAGCAAGGAAGCAAAUGUCAAUUCUUCAAGCACCUAAUAUCUUGGUAAUCCAACUGAAGAGAUUUGAGGGCAUAUUCGGCGGCAAGAUUGAUAAGGCUAUUGCGUUUGAAGAGGUUCUGGUACUUUCAAGCUUCAUGUGCAAAGGGAGCCAGGAUCCACGGCCAGAGUAUAAUCUUUUUGGCACCAUUGUGCAUUCGGGAUGCUCACCAGAAUCUGGACACUACUAUGCGUAUAUCAAGGAUGCAAUGGGUCGGUGGUAUUGCUGUAAUGAUUCUUAUGUGACACUUUCAACACUGCAGGAUGUCUUGUCAGAGAAGGUCUAUAUUCUUUUUUUCUCUCGCACUAACCAAAGGCCAGUUUCUGCUGGUGCAAAAUGUAUUUCCAAUGGAGUAAAAUCAAGCAAUCUCAAUGUUAGUGAGGCAUAUAAAAGUCCAAAGGUUUCUGUUGCACCAAAAUCUGUGCCCACAAAACUAUGUGUUGAACAAUCUUCACGCAAUGAUAUUCCAUCCACGUCUAAGGUUUAUAAAGUGCCUUCUAGUCCGCAGAUAAAGUUUAAUAUUUUUGGAAACUCUAGCUCCAGAAGGGUUCCUCCAACUGUUGACAGAAAGGCUGAUAUGUAUAAGAGUCAAAACAUGAAAAUGAAUGGGGAUGCAAAGGACACAAUUUGCAUGGAGAAACUUGACAAGGAUAUAUCACCAAUGAUAAAUGGAAAUGGUUGCAACAAAAACAAAAUAGUUGAUGGUGAGAGCUGCCCAUCAAUAGCAGUAGCAAGUGAAAACGGUGUUACCCAAAAUGGUGCCUUUGAGUCAGUAAAGCUGAAUCUCUAUGAAGCUAGUGGUACUAUGGGCAGAACAACUAUGGAAAAAGGGUCUAAUCACCUUGAAUUGCAGAACGGCGGAGAGAAUUGCCAUUCUGGAAAUCCAGAGUUGAAGAGGAAAUUAAAGGAGGAUUCUUUCAUUUUGUUAGCACAGGAUUCUCAUUCUCGAGCCAAAGUUAAAGAGUUGAAAGAAGUUCUCAAGCAAGAAGCUUCUUCGGGUUUGCGAUCAUGUGGUUGGUCUAAUAAGGUAUACAGUUUUAUGUGCUCAAGGAAGAGGUUAUGUGCACGAGAAGCAAGGAACAUCUUAAGUGAUAUUGAAUUGAAGAAGCUGUUGAUUGAAGAGGCCAAAUCAACCUUUAUUUCACAGAUACCUGAAUCAUUGAAAGAGGAUCUAGUCAAACAUCUUAGGUCAUUUAGCCAAGAGAAGUGACAUUCUGGGUUACUGAUAAUUAAGGAGUCUCUUGAUGAUUGUUGGUGGACUCCAUGUAUAAACUGUAUGACUAAUUGAUGAAAUAUCUUUUUGCGGAAGACGAUAACUGGGGGUUUUCUAUUACCUGUCUAUUUGAGCAAGUGCUCCCAGUGGCAGCAAGAGGUUGUUAUGUUGCCUUUUAACUCGUUUUUCCCCCCUUUUCCCUUUCUAUUGUUAUAAUUCUAUACUGGUAGGUUCCCAAUUGGUGUUGAGAUGAAAGGGCUGAGCUCAAAUCUUGCCAACAAAUUUCUUCCUUGAAGCUUUGGAAGUUGGUUUUGGUGAACGCAAGAAUCUCAAUAGAUUUUGUACUAUAUCCUUUUUGGCAGUGUCUUUUAAUGUACCGUCCUCAGUCAAGGGAUGAGCACAGCAAUUUUCCAUAAAAAUGUGUCCAGAUAGUACCUCGUGAAUGUAUACCAUCAUUGAGUUUACACCCAA